Messenger RNA from Klebsormidium nitens, 1426 nucleotides. NCBI's taxonomy places the organism in Eukaryota, Viridiplantae, Streptophyta, Klebsormidiophyceae, Klebsormidiales, Klebsormidiaceae. The record is from the annotation of a GenBank genome assembly.
CCCCCCAUUCAGAAGAGCUCUUGUUUUCUUGUGGCGGCGGCUGCAAUACAGUGAUGUCAGGCUCACUUUUGAAGUGGCUACACCGUGCGUGCGUCGUUCAGGCCUAAGUAGACAUUGCAGCGCAAGCUUUGGAACUGGUUGAUGGCAUUGGAGGGAAAGUUUAGAGGGCUGUAAGCCAGCAGUUCAGCAAUGGACUGGUAAAUGCUUUCGCUGCUGUCUUCCGGCAACCUUGCAGCUUGACAGUCACAACCAACCAGGGGAAAGUUGCCAAAGCUUUGAACAGUGACAGACAAGGUUUGGCAACUGGAGCAUGCAGGAGCCCUUUCUGCGACCACCAAGAACUCAGAUGGAGCCUCCUCACUCAUCAGCCCCCGGAACACAGCCAACCGCGUCUGGACUUGGGGUCAGCUCCGAAAGACCGUCAGCUCGCGACACCGCCAUCGACGUUGGCCACCCCAACCAUCAUUGGAGAGCUGUGCACGCUGCCAUAGAUAACCUGUCGAGCAAGGGGAAGCAGGGACAGGGGUCUCGUUGGCCAGACUUCUUGAGGCCGCACGACCUGCACCCACGCAUCCAAGACCGACAGAGCUGGCGGCACAAGUUGGGGAAAGCCUUGGAGUCGGACUUUGCGCAUUUGACCAUCCUAGUUCUGAUCCUGGUCGAUGUGGUGGCAACGUCGGUGGACAUAGUGCUGACGCUCCAUACAAAAGCAAAUGACGUCAAGGAGUGCAGAUUGCUUCUGGAGGAGUGCUCUCAGCCGACACCUUGGGAGCCCCACAGUACGGAGCACGAGCCGCUCUUCUUCACCAGCACAGGAAUCCUGGGCCUCUUGUGCUUGAACCUACUUCUUCUACUCGUCGCCUUCGGUUUCAACUUUUUCCGACACCCCGGGUAUGUGCUAGACCUUGCGAUCAUCCCGACCGCCUUGUUUCUAGAGAUCUUUCUGGACAGCGAAGUGCUUGCGUUGCUGGUGAUCCUGAAUCUUUGGCGGCUGAUUAGAGUAGCGCACGGUGUUUUCACAGUGACGGAUGACGCGAUUGAGGAAGAAGUAGAGCAACUGAAGCGGAGUGUUGAGGUUCUGCAAAGGCAGUCUGACAAGUCGAAGGAGGACCUUGAGACGAGCAAGGCCAGAAUUGAAAGGUUAGAAAACCUGCAACAGGGGGCUUCAAUAGAUCGGUGAUUAGAAGAGUAUGCGGUUUUAACUAGUUGAAUGGAGUUCGAAGAAUAGCAAUCAAGACAUGUGAAGUCAAAUAGACGGCCCCUAGGGCACGCGUCAAAAACGUUAUGCAGGGGUCAAUCCGCUACACGCAAUGGUCCCCUUUCAUGUUUGCGGCUGCCACCUACAGAUGGAAGUCUUUGUCGGAUAAUAGCUAUGUAGAAGUUUUGCCGCCAUCCAUAAUGAUGACUUGAUUUAAUUUCCUGACCG